AUGAUCAAGAUGAGUUUUCGAGGCGUGAUUUUUAUGAAUCUAUAUUGUGGUUUGAUGCAUUUGAUAUUUGGUGUGUAUUCGAAAAGUCCUAGUAGUAGUGGUGGUGGUGGUGGCGGCAGCAGCAAUGGAGGUGAGAAUUAUAGAUUCUUACAUGGUGGAUUAACGGUUCAAUUCAUUGGCGAGAGGUUGCCUUUUAAUCGAUUGGAAUUGAUUGUGUUAGAUAUAAUUGUGUUUGGAAUACAGUUGAUUCUUUUGCAUUUGCAUGGCGUCGUUGGUAAUGAGGAGGUAUUCGAUGAAGAUAAAGAGGAGCAAGAAGUGAAUGAUGGAGGAGAGGAAAAUUCAGCAGCUGGAGUAAGUUCUGAAAGGGCGGGUGAUGGAAGUGCUGUAAGGUAUGUUGGACCACUACUGCUGCUGCUGCUACUGCUGUUGCAAGGUGGAGUUGAGGAAAUACCAUUGAGCGAGUUAUGUAAUAGCAACCACACAGAAGAGGCAGUCAUAGACAAGGCUCGUAUCGAAGGCGAUGGAUAUAAUGGAAAUGUCCAAUUGCUAACUAUUGACCUAAUUGAUGGUAUCAAAAAAAUGAUGAAUUUGAAAGUGAAUAUACAAAACUCAAGAGAGAGUAGUGGUUUAUCAACAUCCUCAUCGACAUUUCCUGGCGCUUUUCCGAGAUCAUUGAAGCACCAACCACCCACCACCACCACCACAGCUAAAGAAAUGUCCGAUAAUAAUAUAGUAGGGAUAGAGUACAACAGAGUUACAAAUACAUCUUCCACUGAUUUCCCUGGUCAUCAAUCUCUGGGCGACUAUUCCUGGGACAUUGAGAAGUUUAAAAAUUCAUUUGAUAUUAAAAUCACCAAUGUUAGUGAACGUGUUGCUAAUUUUGACUUGAUUCACAUAGACACAUCCAUAGCUAAUGCGUUUCGUCGUAUAAUGAUAGCUGAAGUUCCAUCAGUGGCAGUUGAAACAGUUUAUUCGUUUAUGAAUACAUCAGUUAUACAAGAUGAAGUAUUGGCCCACAGAAUUGGAUUAAUUCCAUUGAAAGUUGAUCCUGAUUCAUUGACUUGGGUGGAUAAAAAUGUCGAUGAGAAUGAUCGUUAUACUGAAGAUAAUACUAUUGUGUUAUCAUUGGAUGUCACUUGCAGCAAGAAUCCGCAUGCGCCAAAGAACUCCACCAAUCCUAACGAGUUGUAUCGAAAUAGUAAUGUCUACGCCAAGGAUUUAAAAUUUGAACCACAAGGCAGUCAAUUGGAAAAGUAUAAAGAUAAUCCAGUUGUUCCUACUGAUCCAAACAUUCUUUUGGCAAAACUAAGACCAGGACAAGAAAUUUCAUUGAGAGCUCAUUGUAUAUUAGGUAUUGGAGCCGACCAUGCCAAGUUUUCCCCUGUGGCAACGGCAUCAUAUAGGUUAUUACCAGUGAUAGAUAUCAAGGAGCCAAUAACUGGUGAAUUGGCCAAAAAAUUUCAAAAGUGUUUCCCACCAGGUGUAAUUGAAAUUGAUUCCAACAAAGGAGAAGCAUAUGUUGCUGAUGCUAGAAAAGAUACUGUAUCAAGAGAAGUAUUGAGACAUCCUGAAUUCAAUGGUAAAGUGAAGUUGGGUAGACAAAGAGAUUAUUUUAUUUUCCAAGUUGAAUCAACGGGGGCAAUGUCACCAGAAGAGAUUUUUUUCAAGUCAGUUAGAGUGUUGAAGAAUAAAGCUGAGUAUUUGAGGAAAUGUCCCAUUGGUCAAUAG
Molecule: messenger RNA, 1728 nt
Organism: Lodderomyces margitis
Lineage: Eukaryota; Fungi; Ascomycota; Pichiomycetes; Serinales; Debaryomycetaceae
Product: RPC40
Exons: 2
Coding region: 1-1728 (575 amino acids)
Biological process (GO): DNA-templated transcription
Cellular component (GO): RNA polymerase III complex; RNA polymerase I complex
Molecular function (GO): DNA binding; protein dimerization activity
Source: RefSeq, a predicted model, not a curated record